Megalopta genalis is the source of this 8614-nucleotide messenger RNA. It is a transcript of the gene Tor, whose product is annotated as serine/threonine-protein kinase Tor. The record is from RefSeq and is a predicted model, not a curated record. Gene Ontology annotation, biological process: negative regulation of macroautophagy; TORC1 signaling. Gene Ontology annotation, cellular component: cytoplasm; TORC1 complex; TORC2 complex. Lineage: Eukaryota; Metazoa; Arthropoda; Insecta; Hymenoptera; Halictidae. Gene Ontology annotation, molecular function: protein-containing complex binding; protein serine/threonine kinase activity; protein binding.
UUGCAUUCUAUACAAAAAAUGGAAUGUUAAUUAAAAACAUCGCGACCGAUAAUUUGUUGAUGCAUACAGUAUCAGUUAUACACUAUUAAGUAUCACAGUAAAAAAAAACUAACCAGUGGAAAUAGGUUGCAGAUAGUUUGCAGAUAUUUCCGAAUCGAUUUAUAUAUAGGAUCUGGAAUUAAAUAGACGUUUGUUUACUCUCUCUUUUAAAGGUUGCGUUAAACUUCAAACGAGACAAAACCUCAUCAAAAGUUUCGGAACAAUUUGCUAUACCGACUUUUAAACUGUUAGAUAUGUUAUACGUAGUUUAUCAGAGAGUUCUCGGUUGCCAGAGCGGGAUGAACGAAAAUUUGUCUGCUGUCAAAUAAGUUUUCUUAUACGAAUAUCGAUAACAAUAAAGUUGUAGAGCUCGUGCUGUGAAAAAAUUUGAAGAAUGUCGUGUACACUUGUACAACAGUUUGUCCAAAGACUUAAAUCCAGAAAUGAAGAGGCACGUAAUAAAGCAGCCAGAGAUCUGUGUCUCUAUGUUAAAACGGAAUUGCGGGAGGCAUCGCAGGAAGAAAUUACAGCAUUUAUGGACGAAUUCAACCAUCAUAUAUUCGAAAUGGUAUCUGGAUCCGAUGUAAAUGAGAAAAAGGGUGGUAUAUUAGCCAUAGUUUGUCUUAUUGGCGCGGAUGUAGGAAACAUCAACACGCGAACCAUAAGGUUUGCAAACUACUUAAGAAAUUUAUUACCUUCCAAUGAUGUGGGUGUUAUGGAACUGGCUGCUAAAACUGUUGGAAAGUUGGCGUUAGUUUCAGGUACUUAUACAGCAGAAUACGUAGAAUUUGAAGUCAAACGUGCCUUUGAAUGGCUGGGUGGAGAUAGACACGAAGGCAAAAGACACGCCGCUGCUCUUGUUUUAAGAGAACUUGCUGUUUCUAUGCCGACGUAUUUUUUUCAACAAGUGACUCCUUUUUUUGAACUUAUAUUUAACGCUGUACGCGAUCCAAAACCUGUGAUAAGGGAAGGUGCUGUAGAGGCGUUGCGCGCUGCGUUGGUUGUUACUGCGCAGAGGGAAACCGCAAAACAGAUGCACAAAUCUCAAUGGUAUAAACAGUGCUAUGAUGAGAUAGUUGUAGGAUUCGAGGAAUUAUAUACCAGAGAAAGAGGGGUAAACAGGGAUGACAGAAUACAUAGUUCAUUAUUAAUAUUAAAUGAAUUACUUAGAUGCAGUAACGUCCAAUGGGAAAGAAAUUACGAAGCUUUAAUGGAAAGAUUGAACUGCUCCACUCAACAGAAUGAAAACGAUAUAUUGUCGCUGAUGCCGCGCUUGAAGACAACCAUAGUAUCAAAAUGGUCGAGUUGUUCCCAAAAUUCGUCGAAUUCCCAACAAACGUUGUAUCCGGCUCAUGAAUCGGCGGUUUGUCGUUGUUUGAUGCAAGAGAGGCUAGACGAUAUUUAUAACGAUGUAAUGAAUCAAAGAAUGUCUAGAAAUCUACACAUUCAACAUGCUUUAAUGAUGUUGCUGCCAAGGCUUGCCGCGUUCAAUAAGGAGAAGUUUACACAGGAUCAUUUAAGAGAAUCACUGGCAUACUUGCUGUUAACACUGCGUAGCAGAGAAAAGGAUAGGUAUGCUGCAUUCACCACAAUCGGAUUUAUAGCGGUUGCAGUAGAAGAUGCAAUAAAUCCUUAUCUUUCGAAAAUUAUGGAGGUAAUCAAGAACUUAUUGCCAUCUAAGGAUACGUCUACCAAGAAACGUAGUAUAUCCUUGGAACCUGCAGUCUUUGUAUGCAUAACUUUGCUUGGACACGCCGUAAAACAGGUGAUAGCUGCGGAUGUGAGGGACUUACUUGAAUCCAUGUUAACGACUGGCUUAAGUCCAAUUCUCACAACUUCCCUUAGAGAAUUAGCUCAUAGCGUACCAUCAUUGAAACCUGACAUAUCGCAAGGACUUUUGAGAAUGCUGUCUCAGGUUUUGAUGCAGAAACCGUUGAGGCAUCCUGGUGCACCAUGGACUACAACUAGUCCGAUAUCCGCAGCGCCGACAGAGGUGGAUAUUCCAUCGACGGUACUAGCAUUGAAAACACUUGGAACAUUCAACUUCGAUGGUAAUCCACUUCUACAAUUCGUACGGCGAUGCGCGGAUCAUUUCCUUACCUUUGAGCAAGCAGAGGUUCGACUGGAAGCUGUGAGAACAUGUUCCAGGUUAUUAAGGUUGGCACUGAACCAACCUGGCCCCACGGUAACUAAUACCGUCUCCACAGUUCUUGGAAAAUUGUUGGUUGUAGGUAUAACAGACACAGAUCCUGAUGUGAGAUUGUGGGUUUUGGCUUCCCUUGACGAUUCCUUCGACAUUCACUUGGCGCAAGCGGAAAAUCUGUCUGCGUUAUUCAUCGCCAUGAAUGACGAAAUGUUUGAAAUUAGAGAAUUGGCUAUCCGCACGAUCGGGAGACUGAGCACUAUGAAUCCCGCUUACGUGAUGCCUUCUUUGCGUAAGACACUUAUACAGUUUCUAACAGAGUUAGAGCAUUCUGGCAUGGGUCGUAACAAGGAGCAGGCUGCUCGCAUGCUGGAUCAUUUGGUUGUCAGUGCACCAAGACUCAUAAGACCGUACAUGGAACCUAUUUUGAAGGUUCUUGUUCCUAAGUUAAAAGAACCCGAAUCGAAUCCCGGAGUAAUUUUAGCUGUACUACGUGCUAUUGGUGAUUUAGCAGAGGUCAACGGUGCUGAGAUGCAACAGUGGAUGCCAGAACUUCUCUCAAUACUGCUUGAAAUGUUGGUAGAUGCCAGCUCCCCGGAAAAGAGAGGGGUGGCCUUAUGGGUACUAGGUCAGUUGGUCGGGAGUACAGGACACGUUGUAAAACCGUAUAUGCAAUAUCCUUCGUUAUUGGAUGUGCUGAUAAACUUUUUGAAAACCGAACAGCAACCAAUCAUUAGGAGAGAAACUAUAAGGGUGCUUGGACUGUUAGGUGCUUUAGAUCCAUAUAAACAUAAAAUGAAUCUCGGUCAAAUAGAUUCUCAACUGGACACACUCACAUCUAUGGCCGAUACCAAAAGCGAAACCGAGAACACGCAAGAUUUGACUACUAGCGAGAUGCUAGUGAAUAUGUCCUCGUCCACCUUGGAAGAGUACUAUCCGGCGAUUGCCAUAGCUACGCUUAUGAGAAUCAUUCGUGAUCCAACGUUGUCGCAGCAUCACACCAUGGUAGUACAGGCAGUGACUUUUAUAUUUAAAAGUUUGGGGAUCAAGUGCGUGCCGUACAUCUCUCAGGUAAUGCCCAGCUUUCUGAACGUCGUUCGCACGGCUGACGUUAACUUCCGCGAAUACCUGUUUCAACAAUUGGCUAUUCUAAUAGCCAUUGUGAAGCAGCACAUUAGAAAUUAUCUAGACGAUAUUUUUAAUUUGAUCAAAGAAUUCUGGACCGUCAACAGCCCACUGCAAAGCACGCUGAUUCUUCUGGUCGAGCACAUUGCAGUCGCGUUGGGUGCAGAGUUCAAGAUCUAUUUGCCGCAGUUGAUGCCGCAGAUAUUACGAGUGCUGACGCACGACACCAGCAAAGACAGAUCCGUUACGGUGAAGCUUCUCCAAGCUCUCCAGAAAUUUGGAAACAAUCUGGACAACUAUUUGCAUCUGGUGUUGCCGCCGAUAGUGAAACUGUUUCAUGCAACAGACUGUCCGUUAACCGUGAACAAAGUAGCUCUCGAAACCAUCGACCACCUUGCAGAUACGUUGGAUUUCACAGACUUUGCAUCCAGAAUCGUGCAUCCCCUGGUGCGGACUCUCGACCAAUGCCCAGAGCUGCGGAGCACAGCCAUGGACACAUUGUGCGCACUGGUGAUCCAAUUAGGAAAGAAGUAUCAGAUCUUCAUAUCUCUGGUACAGAAAAUCAUGGCCAGACACAAGAUCGCCAAUUCGCGUUACGAUGUUCUAAUCGAUAAAAUUUUAACAGAGACUACCGUUGCCGACGGUGAAGACUUUCUGUUGAUGAGGCAUCGGCAUUCGAGAAACAAGAAUCGGGACUUGUCCCUGACCUCUUCGGACACAACCACCAUAAAGAGAUUGCACGUGACCGCCUCGAAUCUUCAAAAGGCUUGGACAGCGACGAGAAGAGUUUCGAAGGAUGAUUGGCUAGAGUGGCUGAGAAGCCUGUCGAUCGGUUUACUCAAAGAAUCGCCAUCGCCAGCGCUUAGAUCCUGUUGGGCUCUAGCGCAAACUUAUUCUCAGCUACCCAGGGACUUAUUCAAUGCGGCGUUCGUUUCCUGUUGGACCGAAUUGGACGAAACUUACAGAGCUGAGUUGAUACAAACGUUACAGCAAGCGUUGAUGGUUCCAGACUUACCGGAAAUCACGCAAACGAUUCUGAAUCUGGCCGAGUUCAUGGAGCAUUGUGAUAAAGGGCCGCUACCAUUGGACAACAAAAUUUUAGGGGAACGAGCGAUGCACUGUAGAGCUUAUGCAAAGGCUCUGCAUUACAAGGAGGACGAAUUUCACAAGAGCAGGAACAGCAAUGUGUUCGAGUCAUUGAUUUCCAUCAAUAACAAGUUGCAGCAGAAGGAGGCUGCCGAAGGUCUUCUGGAGUACGUGAUGAACCAAAACAAUCAACAAGACCUGAAAGUACAGGUGCGAUGGUACGAGAAACUGCAUAAUUGGGACAAAGCGUUGCAGUUGUAUAGAGAAAGAUUGGAGGGAGAUCCUACAGACGUUGAAUCUACUUUAGGCGAGAUGCGUUGUUUAGAGGCUCUGGGUGAAUGGGGACAAUUACACGACGUUGCCACCAAAUACUGGUCGAACCAGAGUGACGAGACUAAACAGAGAAUGUCUAGAAUGGCGGCGGCUGCGGCAUGGGGCCUGAGCCAGUGGGAGAGCAUGGAGAAAUAUGUUUCUUUGAUACCAAAAGACACUCAGGAUGGUGCGUUCUAUAGGGCUGUCUUAGCGAUUCACGAUGAACAAUACAAUGUUGCUCAUCAGCUUAUCGACAGCGCCAGAGAUCUGUUGGAUACAGAAUUGACAGCUAUGGCAGGCGAGAGCUAUCAGCGAGCUUACAACGCCAUGGUGGAGGUUCAAAAGUUGGCGGAAUUGGAAGAAGUGAUACAAUUCAAACUAGUUCCAGAAAGAAGAUCGACCAUCAAGUCCAUGUGGUGGGAAAGGCUUCAAGGUGGGCAACGAAUAGUAGAGGACUGGCAAAAGAUAAUCCAGGUGCAUACGUUGGUGAUUUCGCCACAGGACGACAUGUACACCUGGCUGAAGUACGCUAGUCUUUGCAGAAAGAGCGGGAGCUUGAUGUUGUGCCACAAAACUUUGGUGAUGUUGCUUGGUGUGGAUCCGUCGCUAACUCCUGACCAGCCGUUGCCAACGACUCAUCCCCAGGUGACAUUCGCAUACUGCAAGCACAUGUGGGUUGCCAAUAAAAGGGAGGAAGCAUACGGUCAGCUUCAGAAGUUCGUGCAGACGUCUCGGCAGCCGACAACAGUGUCCGUAACGAAUCAAGAGGACGAGAAACAACAAGAAGCUAGAAAAAGGCUGCUGGCCAGAUGUUACCUAAAACUGGGCGAGUGGUUGGAAGCGCUGCAAGGUAUAAACGAACACUCCAUACCAGCCGUACUAUCUUACUAUGCCGCGGCUACGGAACACGACCCAACCUGGUACAAAGCUUGGCACGCGUUUGCUUAUACCAACUUCGAGACUGUCUUAUUCUACAAACAUCAGCAAGGAGAAUCCAAUACAGAGGCAGCCCCUGGAAAUGGGACACGAAACAAUCUCUCUAGCUCGCAGUACAUAUCGAAAUUCACUGUACCAGCUGUAGAAGGAUUUUUCAGAUCGAUCAACCUCUCUCAUGGCAACUCAUUACAAGAUACUCUUCGGUUGCUGACAUUAUGGUUCGACUAUGGUCAGUGGCCAGAGGUGUAUGAAGCUAUUGUAGAAGGAAUCAGAUUGAUUGAGAUCAACACUUGGUUGCAAGUAAUUCCUCAGCUAAUAGCAAGAAUAGAUACACCAAGAGCUUUGGUCGGUCGUUGUAUACAUCAUCUUCUGAUAGAUAUUGGGAAAGCACAUCCUCAAGCACUGAUUUAUCCAUUGACAGUGGCUUCGAAGAGUGCUAGCCAGGCUCGAAAAACCGCUGCGAAUAGGAUCUUAAGGAGUAUGUGCGAACACAGUCCGACUUUGGUGCAACAGGCGAUGAUGGCCAGCGACGAACUGAUCAGGGUAGCAAUCCUUUGGCAUGAGUUGUGGCACGAAGGCUUAGAAGAAGCUAGUAGACUAUACUUUGGGGAAAGAAACGUUAGAGGAAUGUUCGAUAUAUUGGAUCCCUUGCACGCGAUGCUGGAAAGGGGACCGCAAACUCUGAAAGAAACGUCGUUCAAUCAAGCUUAUGGUAGAGAUCUAAUGGAAGCGCAGGAGUGGUGUCAGAAAUACAAAGCGUCUCGUAAUGUUCGGGAUUUAAAUCAAGCUUGGGAUUUGUAUUAUCAUGUUUUCAGAAGAAUAUCUAGGCAGUUGCCAACAUUAACUAGUCUGGAGCUUCAGUAUGUUAGUCCAAAGCUGCUUCUUUGCAGAGACUUGGAGCUAGCUGUACCUGGAAGUUAUAGUCCUGGGCAACCAGUAGUUAGAAUAGCGAGCAUACAUAGUUCUAUGCAAGUGAUAACAAGUAAACAACGACCACGAAAGUUAUGUAUAAAAGGAAGUAACGGUAAAGAUUAUAUGUUCCUACUGAAAGGACACGAGGACCUUAGACAGGAUGAACGUGUUAUGCAAUUGUUUGGUCUAGUCAAUACCCUUCUGUUACACGAUCCCGACACAUUUAGAAGAAACCUCACUAUCCAGAGGUAUGCCGUAAUUCCGUUAUCAACGAACAGUGGACUUAUCGGAUGGGUACCGCAUUGUGAUACGUUGCACACGCUGAUCAGGGACUAUAGGGAAAAGAAGAAGAUAUUACUUAACAUAGAGCACAAAAUAAUGUUACGGAUGGCUCCAGGCUACGAUCACCUUAUGCUCAUGCAGAAGGUUGAAGUGUUCGAACAUGCACUGGAGCAUACUCACGGCGACGAUUUGUCGCGAUUAGUUUGGUUGAAAUCACCAUCAAGCGAAGUAUGGUUCGAUCGUAGGACAAACUACACCAGGUCCCUCGCUGUGAUGUCAAUGGUGGGCUACAUUCUUGGUUUAGGAGAUCGGCAUCCAUCGAAUCUGAUGUUGGAUCGUCUCAGCGGAAAGAUAUUGCACAUCGACUUUGGAGAUUGCUUUGAGGUCGCUAUGACACGCGAGAAAUUCCCGGAGAAGAUACCGUUCAGGUUGACACGUAUGUUGAUCAACGCUAUGGAAGUCACUGGGAUUGAGGGCACAUACAGAAGAACGUGCGAAUCGGUGAUGUCGGUGUUGCAUCGCAACAAAGAUAGUUUGAUGGCGGUAUUGGAGGCUUUUGUCUAUGAUCCUCUUCUGAAUUGGAGAUUAAUGGACAACGCGACGCCAAAGAGCAAACGAUCCGACGCACAAGGGAUGAGUGCCAGCAGCAAUCAAGAACACGGUGACACGUUGGACUCCCUUACCGCCACAUUACCAAAGAAAGGAGUGCCGUGUAGUAUUGAGAAUGGAGGUGACACCAAUCAACCGGAAGCGCUGAAUAAAAAAGCUCUUGCUAUCAUAACUAGAGUCAGGGACAAAUUAACAGGACGUGACUUCUCCCAUGAAGAAACAUUGAACAUCCAACGACAAGUUGAUCUUUUGAUUCAACAGGCUACCAACAAUGAGAAUUUAUGCCAGUGUUAUAUCGGAUGGUGUCCAUUUUGGUAAAUGUAACAUAAGUAUCCAUAAAGAUAUUGGAUGUGUACUAUAUGCAGUAACGUUCCUGUAUUUGCAUUUUUAUUGUUAAGAAAUACUCACGAUCGAAAUCAUAAUGUUCGGACACUAUGUACACGUAUAUACGUGUUCGAAGACAAAGACAUAAGUCACAUUUUCCAAAAAUUUCAUGUACACCUCGAUCGAGGUAUAGAAGGCAGUAUAUGCGUUUUUAAAGGAAAAGUUUGUUGAAACAAUUUUUUUUCUUUUUAAUAUAAGCUUGUUUAAUGUAAAAGCUGAAUGUAUAUGACACGCUUGUAUAAAAGACACGUGACUUUUGUUGUUUUAUCUUCAAACCACAUAUAUGCACAUUAUAUUAUUACAUCGAUUGUACAUACUAUUCAUGUUACUCAUGCUUUCUAAGUAUAAUGUAUAUUAGAAAAUGGCGCAUCUUAGAAACCGCAUGAUAAUCGACUACUGCUAUAAAAUACAGUUUUUUCAAUGUAAACAUUAAAAAAGCUACUCUAAAGAAUAAGAUACAGUAUAGUUACAACACGGUUUCUUCAAGAUUGCUUUAGUAGCCCACAAAACUUGUACAUAUACCUGUACAUUUCGAUCGUUCAAAUUAUACAUAUAAUCCCGUUAGAGAUAAAUUUAUACAAGGUAAUGCUAAGAUUAGGACAUGAUUCUAAUACACUGAAAAUAACUAUCUCCUCGCACAAGUUAAGGUAGUAUAUACAUACUAUACAAAGUAUAUAAAUUAAGGUAAAGUAUAUAAAAAUUGUUUCAGCAAUUAUUUAGUAUUUAGUUUUUUGCAUUAUCAAGCUUAAAGGCGUAAGGCAAUAAAUUGCUUACUGUAACUUUGAA